GAGAAUCUUUUAACGCGGCUAGUUGACUCAUACGCCUUGAUUGAAGGCAAAACAGGGAUACAAGUACUUCAUUACCAUCAUCCAUACAUUCAUCAAAUCAUCAUCCUUUUCAGUUUUCAUCACUACUUCCACUCUAUUUAUUUCUACUUAAUUUACCAACGCAUAUGCCAUAAACAAGAUCUUGAAAUAGGGUUUUACUUUUCCUCCAUAAUCAUCUGUUGAUUUACCAUUUUGGUUUUGAUUGAGUUUUUAUUACAUUUUUUAUUUCCCAGAAUUCCUGUGUUAGGGUUUGGUUUUUAACAGAGAUUUAUGGGGCCGAUGGUGUUACCGGCACCACCUGUAAAGUGCUAUUCCGAAAAUUCGUCUCCGGUGGCAUUGCCGCCGGGUUCCUUCUCAUCUGGUGGUGGUAGGUCGGGUGGUGGUGGUGGUUUGGAUUAUAUUGAGCAUACUGUCUCCAAAUUUGAUACGCUUGUUGGUGUCGCAAUAAAGUAUGGUGUCGAGUGUUUAACAUGAGUACAAUAAGGGAGAGUUGGAGAGACAAAUGCGAGAAGAAAGAAAGAAGACACGAGAGAGAAGAAAGAAAGAAGAAACAAAUGAGGGAAGAAAGAUAGAAAGACACAUGCGAGAGGGAAGAUAAUGGAGAAAAGUUUACCAAGAGGAAGACUGAGAUAGUGACACGAUGAGAGAUGAACAAAUAAAGUCAUAAAUUUCAAACUAGGAAUUACUAUAUUAAUUUCUAAUUAAUUUUAGUUUAUGUAUUACUAUAUUAUUAUAUUGGGAUAUCUCCAGAAAAGUCCUAUUAGUUUGGAAAUUUUUUUUAAUAAAGUCAUAAAUUUUAUUUUUUGAACACAAAAAUCCUUACCUUUUCACUUUUUGAAUAGAAAAACUCAAGAAACCGGCUAAUUUAUUCACUUUAGUCCUUUUUAGUCCUUUUAGACAUGUUCAGCAGGUCAUU
Molecule: messenger RNA, 955 nt
Organism: Lactuca virosa
Lineage: Eukaryota; Viridiplantae; Streptophyta; Magnoliopsida; Asterales; Asteraceae
Source: the annotation of a GenBank genome assembly